AUGGAAGCAGGGCUGUCUCUCAAUGUAUAUAUUUUCCUUGGCUCAUUAUCUGUUUCCACUGUGUGUGGAAACCUCCUUGUUAUAAUCUCCAUCAUUUACUUCAAACAGCUCCACUCUCCUACUAACUACCUGAUUCUCUCUCUGGCUGUGGCUGAUGUGCUCGUAGGAGUUUUAGUUUUUCCUUUCAGCAUGGCGUUCACUGUAACCUCAUGCCUGUUUCAUGAGGAUUUAUUUUACAGAUAUUAUGCAGUGUGUCAGCCUCUGACAUACAGAAGCAAAAUAAAUGUUCGUGUUACCAUGAUCAUGAUCCUGGUGAGCUGGGGUAUCUCUGCUCUGAUUGGAAUUGGUAUAAUAGUUGCAGGAUUCAGCCAAGGAACGUGUGAGGAAAUGUGCUCAGUUGAUGUAGUGAUGGCAAACACUAUGGGACCUGUUUUCUCUUUUUACCUCCCAGCGAUCAUAAUGCUCUGCAUCUACCUGAAGAUUUUCCUUGUUGCACAGAGACAGGCUCGCAGCAUCCAGAACACAACCUGUCAGAGCACAAAGUCUGGAGCAGCUGUCAGUAAGAUGGAGAGAAAGGCCACAAAAACUCUGGCUACAGUUAUGGGAGUGUUUCUUUUAUGUUUGACUCCUUAUUUUCUUUGUAUCGUCUUUCAGCCUUUAUCUUAUAAACCCCCACCCAUCCCUGUGAUUGAGACUCUUAACUGGCUUACAUUAUCAAAUUCAAUGCUGAAUCCUUUAAUAUAUGCUUUCUUUUACAGCUGGUUCAGGUCAGCCUUCAGAAUGAUCAUUUCUGGGAAAAUAUUCCAUGGUGACUUUGCUAACACAAAGUUGUUCUGA
This is a messenger RNA of Toxotes jaculatrix (banded archerfish), 837 nucleotides long. Its product is annotated as trace amine-associated receptor 1-like. NCBI's taxonomy places the organism in Eukaryota, Metazoa, Chordata, Actinopteri, Toxotidae. Bases 1 to 837 code for a protein of 278 amino acids. Gene Ontology annotation, molecular function: trace-amine receptor activity. The transcript is spliced from 3 exons. The record is from RefSeq and is a predicted model, not a curated record. Gene Ontology annotation, cellular component: membrane. Gene Ontology annotation, biological process: G protein-coupled receptor signaling pathway.